Messenger RNA from Vitrella brassicaformis, 2607 nucleotides. The record is from the annotation of a GenBank genome assembly. Lineage: Eukaryota; Vitrellaceae.
AUUCUGACGCGGCGUGUGCUCCGUUGUCCAAGCUACUUUUUCUUGACCUUUUCUGCGCCCUCUCCCCUCGAUGGAGCGCCCCAUGAAGCCCCAGGCGCCAGAUGCCCGAGAGCGCCUCUCAAUUUGUCAGUCACUGAUGCAACUGUACGUUUCUUUCUCUUCGUUCUACGAACGAGCGCCCGCCGACCUCGAGAGGGCCCUGACAUAUCUCGACAAAGCGGUAACGGUCUCGCUGGACUGCCCAGCCACCGUUUCCUCCCAUCCAUGGACGACGACGGCACGAGCACGAAUUCGAUUGAAGGCCGCACAGCUCUUGGCAGGUGAGUCGGGUGAGCGACCGAGGCAUACAGCCACAUGCAAUGCAUGACCAUUGUCUCAGGCCUGGAUGCUCACCGUGAGGCUGCGAAUCAAGCCAGGGCUGCAAUGCAGGAGUCCGAUUAUGUCCUGGACCGAUUGAGGGCAUACCCUGCGGCAGACAUGGGCCUCCUCGAGCAAGCGGUGGGGCAGGCCUACUCAGCAAGCCAGACCGACACAGCACCCGAAGGCGUCGAUGUUUGUGCUGUUCAGGGUGACGCCGCGGCUCGUUCGCGUUUCCUCCUUGCAAGAGGUAAGAGAGACGGCCUUGCUGCCUGCCUGCACGAUUGACUGUGGUUUGAUUGUUCCUCUGUGUGUAGAGCUCGAGGCGCUGUCUCCUGCUGCCACAACAGCGUCGCUUGAAUCAUCCAAAACAAUGGUGGGCGAACGUGGCACGUGUAUGUUCAUUGAUAUGAUGUACGUGUCUCCUUCCUCGCGUGAUUCUCAGUCGCUGUAUGAGUCUGCCGUGUCGAUCGCUAAGCUUGUGCUGCCUCUGGAUCAUCCCACCACACUACAGCUCACCGACACGCUCAAGAGCAAAAGAAGAGUGGGUACCCCCGCGAAGAUCUAUCAUGCAUACGUUAAGCGAGAAGAUUCAUUCUCUCUUUUGCUUCUUCCUUCCUCUCCGCAGGCCUGCGUGAAAGACCAUCGCAAGUGUCACCCCUCACCCCCUCGGCCGUCCUCCAUCGAGCCCCACACCACGGCCUCCGCCGUCCACCUCCUGGCUGCUGACCCGCCUCUGUCAGAGCUGGCGACCACAGAUGCCUUCCUUCGACGCGCAUGCAUAUCGCACCCCAAUUUCCACAAACCGCCCAGGAGAAAGCCGCCCUCGCCGUCUCGUCCCUCCCAAACAACAAGCAAGGGAGACCUGGACUCACGGCCUCCCUUUAUGCCCACCUCGCGUACAGUGAGGCUGCCGGACGUCUUCGCCAAGACGGGCGAAGGCAGCGGCGAUGACAGGCGAAGAAGAGGCGAUCGUCGGGUGAGUGUUGCCGAGAUGAUGGCGAGCACGUGGGAGGGAGGCAGCAGGCCAGGCAAGGGCAGGAGAAAACGAGCCUUCAACACAAACACGCUCCUUGAAGACGGUAGGCAGCCAGAGAGACAUAUUGAUUGCCGGGGAAAGAUGAGCACGUCGCGGCCUCCAUGGUCAGAUUGGGCUCUCGAACACAUCUGGUUACCGCGCAUGAGGCGGCAGUACGCCAGCCAUCGCACAGCGAUGCUCUUCAAAGACACAGUAGGCAGCCGGAAGGGAAGGGCAAGACAUACGUCUCAUCGCCGUGCUGCUGUCGCGUGCGUGCAGGAAGAGCUGCAGCAGGACAAAGAGCUCUUUGUUCCCCACGCCUAUGAGUAAGGGACAAGACUCUCCAUUCACUCUGACUGCUUGGUCAUCAACUGACCUGCGAGCAAACUGGGCUCUUUAUGCCGACAGGUACCACAGACGGAAGAAAAUGGCGAUUCCGUGCCAUUCCUCCCCCCUUGGCAACAUCUCUAUUUUUGGUCGAUGAAUGACAAGCCCUUGGCAACAGGGGGACACUAUUGUUGAUUGAUCGAAAUCUCUAUUGUUGCCAGAGAGUGACACUAUUGUUGAUUGGAGUAAGGAGCUGCCGAGCGGGCUGGAACAAGUCCUAAAAGAGCAUCGCGUUCAAGUGGCAGACGACACCAAAAAGUGACUGGGCAGAUCAGAUGAACACACAAAUGGGGGCGGGCGGGGCGCCCAUUUAGUUAUUGCGUGCGCCUUGGCUUGACAGGAGGAAAGGGGCAAAGCCAGCAGCUAAUUCGUCUCACGAGUACACCAUCUAUACUCACCUCACUGAUGAAGUCCGCCUCUUGGAACAGGAACUGCAAAUCAUGGGGGCGCACGAAAUCCAGGUAAACUAAAAGCUUUCGUGCCGAUUAGGUUGUGUGGAUAUCAGCAUCUUCGCAGUAUUGGUGUCUCUCAUCGAUGUGUGUGUUGGUUGUCUCUUGUGCAAUUCAGAACAUAAACAUGAGUUCAUUUGAUCGGGUCAAAGGUCAGCACACGGCUCCAUAAACAUGGAGGCACAUCCAUCAAGAUCGAUCGUCACAUCAACUAUCAUGCAGAACACCUGGGUCAUCUCAAGGCGCUGUACAACAAGUCCAAGACAAAGAGAGCUUCUCUUGCCAGAAGAAUGUCGCUCUAUCUAUCAAGACAGAUGACGAAGCUCACGGCCAUGUCAUGAUCUCAGGAUACAGUGAGUGACUUGUGUGGACAGACAAGACGAUGCAUACGUGAUU